Molecule: messenger RNA, 939 nt
Organism: Aspergillus luchuensis
Lineage: Eukaryota; Fungi; Ascomycota; Eurotiomycetes; Eurotiales; Aspergillaceae
Exons: 3
Coding region: 1-939 (312 amino acids)
Source: RefSeq, a predicted model, not a curated record
AUGGGAGUGAAGCGAUCCAUCGAGGCAUUCAUCGAGAACAGUCGUGAAGAUGCUGAACUACGAGUAGCCCAGACCAAUGUUGUAUCCCGCCACCUGAGCCACAUCUUCACAACCACAAAGGCGCUGAAGUACUCGGCGCUGACAGAACAUGAUUUGGACACCUUAAGGAUCAAAUUGUCCGAGCAAGAUCUGGAAGGAGAAUGCUCUGCCGGCCAUCAGACAUUUUACCAGCCCCUACCAAAAUCAGAGUUACCGGAAAUUGACUGGGAAAAGGUGCACUUUUCAAAAUGGCAUGAGGGGCGCAAAAGUGAGCCCCGCCGGGUGCACUAUACGCUUCGUAGUGUUUCUGGCAGAAUCUAUGCUGCAUGGUUUCAUGAUCGCAAGCACCAAACCUGGGUACAUAGGCAAUGCUACCGCGCAAAGCCCCGUAUUGCUAGUGGCGAGCAUACACCAGAUGUGCCGUAUUCAUGGCAAAUUGUUGAAGAAAUGGAAGCGGAUACGUUGGACAUCCCCCACUGCAGUUUCCAGAUGUACAACUACGCUGAUCCCGAAGAAGCCCUGCGCCGGAGUGAAGUCUUGGCUAUUGUCGGAUUCAUGCGAUGGCGGUUGAAUCGAUUUGAUUAUAUCAAGCAUCGCACAUUUCCGGUCCUGGUCGUCUCCAUCUUCCGCUCCCAGGCUCGAAUCUUGCAAGCAUAUCACGACGGAGAGUAUCUUCACAUUUCGAAAAGCAAAUUCUUUGAUUUCACCGAGAGCCGUCGUGAGAAUUAUGAACUAUUCGCGCGGUGGAUCUAUAGUAUUCCCUGCGGGGACACUCAAACCCCUCUGGCAAUCAAGGGCGAGGAGUUGCCUCAGCGGAGCUACGAUCAGAUCAACAAGGGAUUUUGUCAUCUUGUACGACAGGCAGAGGCCUACCAUAAACGCAAGAAGCUGAAGGGAUAG